Molecule: messenger RNA, 815 nt
Organism: Lactuca virosa
Lineage: Eukaryota; Viridiplantae; Streptophyta; Magnoliopsida; Asterales; Asteraceae
Source: the annotation of a GenBank genome assembly
AUGUCGGUUGGGAGACUGGUCGAGGAAUCGGUCAAAGGGAUGGGUAGUAUGCAUGUGAAGUUUGCGUCAGUUCAUAUCAUUAUCAAGAUGGGAGAAGAAAUGCCAGAAAUUGUUGCAUUUAUGAAGCUGGCAUUAGAACAGGCUAAAAUUGCAUUUGACAAUCUUGAGGUGCCUGUGGGCUGUGUUAUUGUUAUGGAUGGGAAGGUCAUAUCAUGUGGAAGAAAUCGGACUAAUGAAACAAGAAAUGCUACAAGACACGCUGAAAUGGAAGCUAUUGAUGUUUUGCUUGAGGAGUGGAAAGAAAAGGGACUUACAAAACAUGAAGUUGCUGAUAUGUUCUCAAAAUGCUAUCUUUAUGUUACAUGUGAACCAUGUAUAAUGUGUGCAUCUGCCUUAUCAUUUAUUGGUAUAAAAGAGGUGUACUAUGGUUGUUCCAAUGAUAAAUUUGGAGGGUGUGGAUCAAUAUUAUCCUUGCAUACAAAUACAACUACAUCCGAUAGUGGUGAAGAUGUUGGGAGAAAAAGUUACAAAUGCACGGGUGGGAUAAUGGGUGAAGAAGCAGUUUCUCUUUUUAGAAACUUUUAUGAACUUGGAAACCCUAAUGCUCCAAAACCUCAUCGCCAGCCCAUUCAACAACCAUGACAUCAAAAUGGUGUUUUAGUACUUUUUAAAAAAUGCAUGUUUCUUGCAUCUUGUAACUACUAUCUGGUUAUUGUUUAAUCAAAUUGUUACAAUAAUUUGUGGCAUCAGCAACAAGUCAUCAUUGGAUUCAAAAUUGUGAAAUUUCAAAAAUAUUGAACAAAAAGAUACAGGAA